CACGCAACGGAGUGGGGGAGGGAGCCCCGUGUGUGUCUGUGUUGUUGUUCCGCGGCGGCGGCGGCGGCGGUAAGAUGGCUGCCCACGGGGGCUCCGCGGCGGCGGCGGCGGCGCUGAAGGGGUUAAUUCAGCAGUUCACCGCCAUCACCGGUGCAAGUGAAAGUGUAGGAAAACAUAUGCUUGAAGCUUGUAACAACAACCUGGAGAUGGCCGUCACUAUGUUUUUGGAUGGAGGAGGAAUUGCUGAGGAGCCCAGUACCAGUUCAGCAAGUGUCUCUACUGUCAGACCACACACAGAAGAAGAAGUUCGUGCUCCAAUUCCUCAAAAGCAAGAAAUACUGGUGGAGCCAGAGCCUUUGUUUGGUGCUCCUAAAAGGCGAAGGCCAGCACGUUCAAUAUUUGAUGGUUUCCGAGAUUUUCAAACUGAAACUAUUAGGCAGGAACAGGAAUUAAGAAAUGGAGGAGCAAUAGAUAAGAAACUAACCACCCUUGCAGAUCUAUUCCGGCCCCCAAUUGACUUGAUGCACAAGGGCAGCUUUGAAACAGCCAAAGAGUGUGGCCAGAUGCAGAAUAAGUGGCUGAUGAUAAACAUUCAGAAUGUACAAGACUUUGCAUGCCAGUGCCUCAACCGUGAUGUGUGGAGCAAUGAAGCUGUGAAGAAUAUUAUCCGGGAACAUUUCAUUUUCUGGCAGGUUUAUCACGACAGCGAGGAAGGUCAGAGAUACAUACAGUUUUAUAAGUUAGGGGAUUUCCCCUAUGUUUCCAUCUUAGAUCCACGGACAGGUCAGAAGCUAGUAGAGUGGCACCAAUUGGAUGUAUCUUCUUUCUUGGACCAAGUAACAGGGUUUCUGGGUGAACAUGGGCAACUGGAUGGACUUUCUAGCAGCCCCCCCAAAAAGUGUGCCCGAUCGGAGAGUCUCAUAGACGCCAGCGAAGACAGCCAACUGGAAGCUGCCAUCAGAGCCUCCUUGCAAGAGACACAUUUCGACUCAGCACAGGCCAAACAGGAUAGCCGCUCAGAUGAAGAAUCUGAAUCGGAACUCUUUUCUGGCAGUGAGGAAUUCAUAUCGGUUUGUGGCUCUGAUGAAGAAGAGGAGGUAGAGAAUCUUGCUAAGUCCAGAAAGUCUCCUCAUAAAGAUUUGGGGCAUAGAAAAGAGGAGAACAGAAGGCCACUGACAGAGCCCCCAGCCAGAACUGAGCCUGGCACAGCCACAAACCAUCAAGGAUUGCCAGCCAUGGAUUCUGAGGUCUUGGAGAUGUCACCUGAAAAGUCAGAUGGAAUAGUGGAGGGGAUAGAUGUAAAUGGACCAAAAGCACAGCUGAUGCUGCGGUACCCAGAUGGAAAAAGGGAGCAGAUCACUCUUCCAGAGCAAGCCAAAUUACUGGCUUUGGUGAAGCAUGUCCAGUCUAAAGGAUAUCCAAAUGAACGUUUUGAACUUCUCACCAACUUCCCUCGGAGGAAGCUCUCUCAUCUGGACUAUGACAUUACCUUACAAGAGGCUGGCCUCUGUCCUCAAGAGACUGUCUUUGUACAGGAAAGAAAUUAACAUCAUGGCCUGACCUCUCUCAGCUUACCCCCUUUCUCUGUUCCUGUGAGAUACCAUGUCACUAAGUAUGCAUCUUGGCUCAUAGGACCAUAGAGCCAACGCUGGGCAAGCAAGUCACCUGCCUUUUCUUUUUCUCUUUCUGUCAUUUGUCAAUCAGUCUCCUUCCCCCUUACCUCUGUCUUCUUUCUUCUUCCUUUUUCUCACUUUGUUCUUUCUUACCAAGUGUGGUGACCAAUGGACGUGUAAAAAUAAGAAUAACAUCUCUCCUAGUACUGGCAGCACGAAAUGUGUGUUCUAAUAAGUGGUCUCUUUCAUGACACCUUUUGGGGACCUAGUGAUGUUACUACUUCCUAGACUGUUAACAAACAAUGGCUAGAAUCAGAAUUAAAAACAGCCCCCAUUUUUGGUAGGAAAAAGAAAUUCUUUUAACAUGCAUUUUGUUCAUCAUGUAGGAAGAUGUCAUAAUGAAACAUCCAGAUGUUUGUUUAUGUGGGGAAAGCAUCCUUUAUAAUGUUGGUCAUCAUAUUUAAAAUUUCCCUCAAGGAUUUCCAUCUUCUAGUUACAAGCUAUUUCCAUGAUGUGUGUUAUUGGCAGAAUCAGUGCUCAGUGUAUUGUGUGUAGCACAGGGUGGCUUUCAAUGUCCUAGCCUGAGACAGUUUCCUUUGCUAUUUACUCUAUCAAUUAUAUUCCUCUUUCCAGUCCUAGGACAAAACUUUAGUAAGCACCCUGUGUCUGGGCUAGGAAGGUGCUUGCUGUUUUUGUCUGCACAGCAAAUUAGUUCCUUUGCCUCCAUUGUCUGAGUCUAAUAUAUUCUGUAGGAAGGCAGGUGUUCAAUAAUCAUGUAGUGCAAUGGCUUUGUAAUUGUAACCACUGUGGUUAUUGAUUGUCCUAUGUGCUUAAGGCAUACUUAAGUAUGUCCCAGGGGUGGGUGGGGUGGGGGGUAGGGACAAAGGCUGCAGCUGAGAGUUGCUAACAAUGUUCUUUUGGUUAGAAGUAGUGAUUCGUUUUUUUACCCUCAAUUGGAAUAAUACUUAAAAUGCUUUGGUAACUAAUUGAUCUUAAUUCCUCAUGCUGUUUUAUUUUAGAAAAUAUCAAAACUGAAAGUCUCAGAGAAAGACCUUCAAACUUGGUUCAUACGACAACAGUUAGUAAGAGAGAGAUUACUAGUAAUCGCCAGAUGUGAGGUGUUUUUUUUUUUUUUUUUUUUCUGCCAACAAAAGUCACAUUCAAAUUGUGUUUGGUGAAAGCUUUUUUCAGUAUUAUUUAGAAUAGGCCACCUGAGUCUAUAUAGUACUAUCCAUCAGCUUCACUGUGUGCUCAGUUCUUUCCUUGAGCUUCAAGUAGAAUUCCCUACCAGGGCAGGUGAUGAUUUGGUAGAAAAAUCAAAACUUUAAACUGCUUAUAAAACCAUUUCUAUAGAAUGACCUAUCUUGUCAGUUGAAGAUUUUGAGUGAUUCUUGAACCUAUACACAAUCUAAAUUGUGAUUACUCAGAAACCUUUGGAUUCCUGUGUACUUGCAGAUCUCUUGGCAACUAGGGGAUUAAAAAGAUAAGCUAAAGAGAUGUGGUGUGUGGCUAGUAUACAGUUAGAGACUAUGGUUGUUAAUGGUUGGAUUUUGAGGGACCUCCCUAAAGAAUGGGUUAUGUAUCUCCACAAGGAAAUCAUGGAAAAUUCUGUUAUUUUUCAGUGAGUCCUUUUGAAUUAAUGUUCUUACUUUUUUUUCUAAGUCUGUGUAAGUGCUUAUGUAUAAGUAUAUAAUUGUAUAAAUAUUUAUAAAUAUAUUUAUAUAAUUACAAUUUCAUUUAUACCUUGAGUCAAAGUUCUCUCUUUUGAUUGGUGACUGAAUAAUACCACUUUGGUGUUUUUCAUAGUGCUUGAGGCUUAACCAACAGUUUGGAUUUAUUUAGCAAGCAUGUUAAUUCCUCAGUUGUAUCUCUGAACUUGAAUAAAAACUGGCUGUCUGAGGAAUAGACUCUCAGAGGCUUUAAAAAAACAAACAAACUAGUAGUCAAGGUCAGUGGUCUAAUGCUUCGGGAGCUACGGGGUAAAAAGUGAGAGGGUACCCAGCUUUGCUAGGCUGGCACUGUCUCCUCUGCUGUCACAGGCCCAGCUAAAGCCCAAGUCAGUCAGAAAUAUGAAGUCAAGAAUUUUCCCUUAGAGGACUCUGCUGCACCCUCGUACCCUGUUAGGUUAGGUUCUCUUUAUACAGUAAAACCUAUCUUGAGAACCUGAGGCAGGAUGUUCAGAAGUGAGAGGGUGUAUACACUUCUUUUUUAUAUGCUUGGCACUGGCAAAUCCAUUUAUGAGAAACCAAAGUAAGAUGGCCAAGUAUAUAUGUGAGUUAAGAGAACACAGCAUUGUGCAUUUAUCACACUUAGUCAGGAUGUUCAGCUGUUGGGGACUUUACUUAAUGUUGGCAAGGAGUAAGAUUCUGAGGGUUGGCUCGUGGGAGGAAGGGUUAUGUAUUAUACAUGAGAGAAAUAAAGUUGGGGGGGGAUAUUGCCUUGCUUAAGAACUUAAUCUGCAUAAGGAGUUUGCCUUAGUUCUUCUACAAGUUAUUUUUCUUUCAAGGGAGAGCUUUCACUGAGCAGUCAGAUGAGAUCUAGGAGGGUAGAUAAAUGUAGUUAUUCCCUGUAUGUAGUAAAAACAGCUCAAAGGUUGUUUUUUAAGUAAGGAGGAAAGGGACAAGAUAGAUUUGAAUGUCAUAUAGAUGGAAACUUGUAGGGAAAGUGAAAGGGGCUCUGUGUGGACUUGGAGGAGAACUGUGCCAGGGGAAGGAGCAGCUAGCAUGUGUGGUGUGUACUCUGUGUGCAUUUUCUCCUUCAGUCUUCAUGCCGUCCUACACAGUGUGUAUGCCUUCUACUCACUUAAAGUGUGGGAGAAGACUAGAAUUUAUACAGUGUGGUCGGUAUCCAGAGUCUG
Molecule: messenger RNA, 4470 nt
Organism: Arvicanthis niloticus (Nile rat)
Lineage: Eukaryota; Metazoa; Chordata; Mammalia; Rodentia; Muridae
Gene: Ubxn7
Product: UBX domain protein 7
Biological process (GO): proteasome-mediated ubiquitin-dependent protein catabolic process
Cellular component (GO): nucleus
Molecular function (GO): ubiquitin binding; structural molecule activity
Source: RefSeq, a predicted model, not a curated record